Dunckerocampus dactyliophorus (ringed pipefish) is the source of this 3484-nucleotide messenger RNA. RefSeq names its product beta-1,3-galactosyltransferase 2-like. NCBI's taxonomy places the organism in Eukaryota, Metazoa, Chordata, Actinopteri, Syngnathiformes, Syngnathidae. Gene Ontology annotation, cellular component: membrane. The transcript has a single exon. The record is from RefSeq and is a predicted model, not a curated record. Gene Ontology annotation, molecular function: N-acetyl-beta-D-glucosaminide beta-(1,3)-galactosyltransferase activity. Bases 25 to 972 code for a protein of 315 amino acids.
AAGUAUUGUUUGACUGCGGGUGAGAUGAGGACACAUGUUUUUAGAAGGUCAGUGGGGCUCCUCGUCGUCUCCGUCGUGAUUGUGGCGUGUGUUUACGCGUUGCUUGCAAGAAAUGGGUCCGUCAAGCAACUUCCAAAGCCGAGACCGGCAGAAGAGCACAGACUCCUGUCGCCGGAAACGUACACAUACCUUCUCAACCAGCCUGCUGCCUGCAAAGUCAGAAAACCCUUCUUGGUCUUAAUGGUCCCAGUGGCCCCUCAUGACUACUCAGCAAGAGAGGCCAUCAGGAAAACAUGGGGUACAGCCAGCCAGGACACCCUCACCUUGUUUUACAUGGGGAUCACUGAGGGGGGGCAGGCGAGGAGUACCCUGUGGGAGGAAAGCAGGACUCACUCAGACGUCAUCCAGAUGAACUUCCUGGACACUUACAAGAACCUCACCAUCAAGACCAUGAUGAUGAUGAACUGGCUAGCCACUCACUGCCCCGACGUCUUCUACGCCAUGAAGGUGGAUGCUGACAUAUUCGUGAAUGUCUUCUACCUGGUCAGGAUGUUGAGGAGUUCUCCAAGGCGUGGGUACAUCACAGGGUCAGUCAUAAGCCAUGGCAAACCCCAGAGGAACGCUGCCAGCAAGUGGGCACUUUCAGAGCAGAUGUACCCCGAGGACAGACUACCGACGUACGUAUCCGGUGCGGGCUACGUCUUCUCGAUAGACCUGGCUGCCGAGAUCUCCAGGGCGUCCAGGUUCGUCCGGCUCGUCCCUUACGAGGAUGUGUACGUGGGGCUGUGCCUGCGUGUGCUCGGUAUCCGGCCCGUGUACGGAAGAACCUGGCUGUUCAAGAACCUGUUUGAGAUCCGGAAUCUGGAGUAUGACAGGUGCAGGUUCGCUGGACUCGUGCUUGUCAACGGCUUUCAGCCUUCCCAACUGCUGCAGGCCUGGAAGGAUUUCUCACAAGGCUAUAAAAGCUGCUAAUUUCUUCCGUUCUAUACAGUCUUUUUCACACACUGUUUUUGUAAUUAUUAAGCGAGGGCCACAUACUGAAAAAUGAAAGGAUGCAAUGGCCACUUGGAUAUUUUGGAAAGUAACACAUGUAGAUAUGCUAAGAAGUUACAUAUAUUUCAAGAAAAAAACACAUCUCAGAUUUGUGAUAUACAAGUAGGAGACAAAGCCUAUUAUUAGCAGGAACUCUGGUAUUUUCUCUUUUUUUCCCAUUUUUGCUGCUGUUUGUUUAAAUUUUCCAAAUAUUUCAACUUUCUUCUUGUAAAUGUUGCUCUCGUAAUUAUGACUUUUUCCCAUAAUAUUUGGACUUUAUUCUUGUAACGUUCUAACUUUUUCCGCAAGCUAAUUCUCUAAAAAUGGCCACUGGAUUCGUUGUUUGGCUUGUUUCUCAUAUUAGGGGUUUCAAAAAAUAAUGUCGUUUUUUCUGUAAUAGUUCGACUUCAUGCUACCAAAAAGUUAUUUUUCCUCAAAUUACGAUGUUGUUCUUGUAAAAUUACGACUUUCGUUCGAUUCUAAGACUAUCAUCACAUAAAAUUACAGCUAUUUUUUUACAUUUCGGCUGUUUUUUAAAUUUAUUUUUGAACUAUUUCAACUUUCUUCUUGUAAAUUUUAUUUUCGGAAUUAUGACUUAUAUGAAUUAUCAUUUGUUGUUUUGUUUGUUUCUCAUAAUAUAAUAACUUAAAAAAAACGCUUUUUCUUUAAUAUUUCAAUAUCAUGGUACUAAAACUAAAAUGUUAUUUUUUCUCAUAAUAUUCAAUUUCUCGUAAAAUUACGACUUUUUCUCGUUACAUUACAACAUUUUUCUCGUAAUAUUUUGACUUUAUUGCCGUAAAAUGACUGCUUUUUGUCCAUUUCUGCUGUUUUUUAUUUAUUUUCCCACUAAUUCAACUUUCUAACUUUUUUCCGCAACCUAAUUUUUCCAAUAUUUUACACAUUAUUUUGAUUUGCUUCUCAUACUAUGACUUUAGAAAAAUAACAUUGUUUUCUUUAAUAUGUCAACUUUAUACUACUAAAACAAUAGUUUUUUAAAAUCAGAAUUACUGCAUUAUUCUUGUAAAAUUACAGUUUUUUCUUGUUAGAAUACAACUUCUGUGAUUGGUUGUUGACAAGUCCAGGGUGUACCCUGCCCCUCGCCCAAAGUCAGCUGGGAUAGUCUCUAGCAUACCCCUGCGACCAUAGUGAGGACAAGCGGCAUAGAAAAUGAUUGGAUGGAUGGAUUACAAUUUCUUUAAUACUUUUUUUUUAUAUAUUUUGACUUUUUCUUGUAAAAUUACUCCUUUUUUUCCAUUUCUGCUGUUUUUUUUAACUCAGAAAAAUAGAACUCUUUUGUUCUGUUUUUCCUAAUACUAUGACUUUAGAAAAAUAACGUCUUUUUUCCUUAAUAUUUCAGCUUUAUACUGCUAACGUAACAUUUUUCCUCAUAAUCGUAGGACAUUAUUCUCAUAAAAUUGCAACUUCUAGAUUACAAGUAUUUUAUUUUAUUUUAUUUUAUUUUAUUUUAUUUUAUUUUAUUUUAUUUUAUUUUAUUUUAUUUUUAUGCCAAUAAAAGAAACAGCUGCGGGCCACCAAUGGCGCCGGGGCCACAGUUUGGACACCCCUGACCUAUAACACAAAGUUCAGUUUGUAUCUAACACCUUUUUUAGACUUUUUUUUUAUUAUUAUUACAAAAUUAAACACCUCAAAAUGACCCUCACAUUCUUUGAUUUUUCCGUAUGCCACCCUUGGACGUCCUUGCCUUAACACAAACAAAACAACAACAUGAUUUGGUUUGUGUGAUAAAUUGUUUGAUAACAUGUUUUUUUGUACAAUUCAUAUACUGUAGAACAUGCGAUGAGCGAAUGUGAUGCCGGGCAAAGGACCAGAAGAUAGCCAAACUAAUCCUCAAAUGUAGCUGGUUUUUACAUUUGAGUGCAACGUGUAUGACUUUACUUUCAGAGCUGCUAGUUGGAAUGAAUACCUUUUAGUGUCUUGAUCCAAAUAAGUGCUGUGGUUGCGUACCAAAGGAAGUAUCCGUUUUACUGUAUCUGCUAUCAGUGCCUGCUGGAUUUGUGUUCCACAUCCUGUAAGUCAGAGGUUGGAUGAAGAAGUUGACAUCAUCUAAAGUCUUCUUUGAAAGCCUGCAUCUGACCAGGUUGUGGUGUUUUGGUUCUUAACAGUUGACAUACUGUACAGUGUACUGCUGUUGCGCUCCUUGGCCAGUUGGUGGCAGGAUUGACCUGACAAUCUGGCUUUGCCUUUAACUUGCUGUUGCUGCUAUAACUCUACCAUGUACCAAAGUACCUUAUUUAUAUCCUAGAUAUAGUGGAUAGAAAAUAACUAAUUUAUUCCAUCAGGAAAAUGUAUGAAUGUCUUGAGUCAUUCACUGAGAAAAGUGAAAGAUGGUUGUGCGGAAUAUUAGUUGCCUUGGAGUUCAUGUACUAACUACGUGGGCAGUUUCUGGUUCCACUUUUUGUCGAGCAUGUACUGAAUUCACACUGUCCACAAA